GUUUCUUUUUGAAUUGAAAAUAUGAUGCUUUUGUGGCAUUUGUCGCUGUCUGCGUCGUCACGCAGUUGCCUUUUCAUUUCUUUUGACUGUCUCAUCUUUUUAUCAAUUGUUUAUACACUAAUCUAUGUCUACAGUUGGUCUUGGUCCACUCUCUUUAAUCAUUCAUUCAUUCUCGUCUUCCUCUUUUCUCUGUCUCUUUUCUUCUCUUCCUCUUCACAUCCUUCUUUUUUUUUUUUAAAGAAUUUAUGCGUUGGUUGAAUAAUUAUUAAUAUGGAAUCGGACUCAAGCUCAGCAACAGCAAUGGUUGAUCAUCAGCAGCACUCAUCAUCGCCGGCAGCAUCAAGUCUCGUUCCUAAAACAGAGCCUGGCGGUUUCAUUGGAAAACAUCGGAUGGCAGCUGCAGUUUCUCAUCUCCAAAAUCAAAUCAGUCUCCUCCAGGAGGAGCUGGACCAACUUGAGACGUUAGGGGAAUCCUCCAUUGUAUGCAAAGAACUGAUUUCAAGUGUCGAAUCCAUUCCGGAUCCCCUGCUUCCACUGACCCACAGACGUAAGCUGGGAGAGGUGGUUCCGAGGAGCACACAACUCUCGUAAACGCUGGAUUUAGCAACCUCCAAAUGCAACAACCAUCUUUCCUGUUUUCAUAUGGAACUACGGUUCGUGAAUGGAUAUAUCAACUACAGCCACUUCUUUUAUCAUUCUGUCAUGUAGUGGUUUUUUUUUUUUUUUUCUUUAAGUCCCAUUUUUCAAUGAAUAACAAUAAAGAUCCAAUUCAAGGUA
Ricinus communis (castor bean) is the source of this 777-nucleotide messenger RNA. Its product is annotated as guanine nucleotide-binding protein subunit gamma 2. The record is from RefSeq and is a predicted model, not a curated record. The transcript has 4 exons. Bases 271 to 591 code for a protein of 106 amino acids. Gene Ontology annotation, biological process: G protein-coupled receptor signaling pathway. NCBI's taxonomy places the organism in Eukaryota, Viridiplantae, Streptophyta, Magnoliopsida, Malpighiales, Euphorbiaceae.